AUGGGUGGGAACAUCUAUAUCCCGAUUCCACAACCCGAUCCAGCCACUGAAACCGACCUCCCAAUGUCACCACGAAUGUACCCAGCAUCACAACGAUUCGUACUGGCAACCGAAGUUCUGGAUAUUCAGUUGGAACCCAUAUUGGGCCAUACAGCUUGGCAUGAUAAUCCGAAUUUUGCAGAGGUGAGGGUUCCGUUGGAAGCUGAGAGGGUGGGGGUUAGAGGCAGACCCGGGAUGUGUUAUGAUGGGAAGGUGGAGAUGUGGUAUGAUGGGAGGAAAGGGGUUGGGUUGGUUAGAUUGUGA
Molecule: messenger RNA, 303 nt
Organism: Orbilia oligospora ATCC 24927
Lineage: Eukaryota; Fungi; Ascomycota; Orbiliomycetes; Orbiliales; Orbiliaceae
Exons: 1
Coding region: 1-303 (100 amino acids)
Source: RefSeq, a predicted model, not a curated record